AUGGCAAGCUCCGAGCCCACGAAACCUGCCAGGGACAUUGCACUUCUUCGCUCGACUUACAGACGAGCGCGUAUGCAUUAUAAUUUGCGGAAGAAGGAUGUGGCGAAACGUUGCGAGCUCUUCCACUUGGCAGCGCAGUCGAUUUUUGCCCGUGUCUCUGAAGUCUUCCAGGAGCGAAAGAGGAUUGCCGGCCUGGUCCUGCGUGCUGUCGCAACCGAAAAGUGCCGCCACGACACGCGGGAGCAGAUGGAAGAGGGCUUUCUUAAACGACUGGGGCGCCCCAAGCUCAAGGCUCCGGAGUCUCGACGCUUCAAGGCCAUCUUCGACUCGGCGGACGAGCUCCUUCUCAACAACUUCCCUCUUGCUGGGGAGGCCAUGUGCAAGGCCUUGUUCUGCCGCAAGGAGGAGUUUGCUGAGCGGUCACAAGGGCUCGGCAACCUGCUCCGCUGCCAGAGCACUUUGCAAUCCAACAUCAGGACACAUGAACUGGCCGCCACAAUUCUUUCCUGUCUGUCCGCUCUACAUGAGCAGCUGCUCGCCGUGGAGGCUGCACCUGUUCAGACCGAGUGGACCCAGUGGCACAAUGCCGUGCGCAAACGUCGCGUGUCGCGAGAACUUAUUGAGGACAUCGUGGAUGCCGGCGAUCCAAGCAGUCCAAGCAUGUCUCCUGAACCAGCGCAAGCUCACCAAACUGCUACUGCUAAAGUCGAAGUUGCGUCACUCCCACAGCUGCCGGCGCCGAGCCUAAGUGUGACGGAGGUAUUGCCGGCAUUGCAGCAUCACCAAUUGCAGCCAUCACUGCCGAGAGUUUCGGACGCGCGUUCCCUUAGCUCCUCUGGCCACGUGAUGAAGAGCCCAGUGCAGGAUGUGGCGAAGGAGGACCACUCCGCAAAAGAGCCGUCGGUAAUGCUGCCGGGAGGCUCCCAGACUUUUGACUUCUCCGGUCCACUGGAAGUGCCUGGAAGGCGGACGAGUUUACAUGUGGCCCAAAGCUCCAAGCCAGCGAAGGGCCAGAAGAAGUCAGCGCGACUUGUGGGCCCGGCCCAGGCAGAAGACCACCAGGAUGAGGACUUGAGCGCACUGGUCUUGGACGCUUCUACUUUGAGGCUCCCCGUUCUGACAAGCAAAGAGCGGGACGCGGACGCGGCACCGACACCAAAGGGUGCAGAGCCCUUGGAGCCGCAAAGGGGCACUUUACCGAUGAUGCGGAUUUCUUCCACCUUGCAAGGCGAGGGGCUUCCUGCCUCGCAUUUGCGGAAGAAGCGGUGGAAGCGGGAGCGCAUGCGAGCGUUGAUGGUGGCCAGCCAGAGCAUCUCCGGGGUGCCCAUGGAGUGGAUCCUUCCGGUCGUGACUGAUGCAUCAGUGCGACAGAUUCAGAAGUUCAACUCCCCUGCGGACAUAGGUGCCAGACUGAAAUCUAGAAAUCUGCAGGGUAGAUCUCGCAAGUCUGCGGCUUCAAUCCCGGCCAACAAAGGGACGUUCUUCCCAGCUCUACGUUAA
This is a messenger RNA of Symbiodinium necroappetens, 1500 nucleotides long. The record is from the annotation of a GenBank genome assembly. Lineage: Eukaryota; Dinophyceae; Suessiales; Symbiodiniaceae.